Messenger RNA from Pseudomyrmex gracilis, 1572 nucleotides. It is a transcript of the gene Mlc-c, whose product is annotated as myosin-2 essential light chain. Bases 359 to 826 code for a protein of 155 amino acids. The transcript has 3 exons. The record is from RefSeq and is a predicted model, not a curated record. Gene Ontology annotation, cellular component: myosin II complex. Gene Ontology annotation, molecular function: calcium ion binding; myosin heavy chain binding. Lineage: Eukaryota; Metazoa; Arthropoda; Insecta; Hymenoptera; Formicidae.
GGCGAUAACUGCAACGAGAUCGAGAGACGAGUGAGCGAGAGGGACCCCCGAUAGUGGGUCCACGCCGCGCUCUUCUCUCCGGGGUUUUAAUUCAGGUCAAGAGUAUCUUCGCCUUUUUAGACACAGUCCCGGUACACACGCGCGUGUCCCUAUCAACGAUUGCCUUUUAUGGCACGGUAUUUAAAAAUAUACAGUCACUCGUCGUCGGGUGACUUAAUCGCGCUCCUACCUACGUCAAAUAAGUCUCUUGCCGAUUUAUUCGCAUUUCACUCCCAACUAGAAAUUGAUCGUUCAGAGAACAUUUUAUAUUACGUGCAGUGACUAGUGACAAAGUUUUAUAUUACCGCAAAAGUGCACAAUGUAUGUCUACAGUUAUCAGGAAUUGGCUAAUAGAAUGAUGUCAUCUAUGGAGGAAUUUCAGGAAGCAUUUCAGUUGUUCGACAGUCGUGGGGAUGGAAAAAUUCACGUAUCCCAGAUUGGUGACGCGUUGCGCGCUCUUGGUCAAAAUCCAACCGAAUCGGAUGUAAAAAAAUUUACUCACCAACAUAAGCCAGACGAGCGAAUUAGUUUUGAAGUGUUCCUACCAAUCUAUCAAGCAAUCAGCAAGUCCCGCACAUCUGACACGGCAGAUGACUUUAUUGAGGGUCUGCGUCAUUUUGACAAAGAUGGAAAUGGUUUCAUAUCUUCCGCGGAGUUGCGACAUCUUCUAACAACACUUGGUGAGAAGCUCAGCGAUGAAGAAGUGGAGACAUUACUGGCGGGUCAUGAAGAUUCACAGGGUAAUAUCAACUAUGAAGAUUUUGUCCGCCAAGUGAUGUGCGGUUAAGUAGUUAUUUAAACGCAUAAAAAAAAAAUAUAUUAUCAUUUAUAUAUAGUUUACGCCACUGUCUGUCAAGUUUGUUAAAGCAUUUAACUAUCUCUUUUGAAAUAUCAUAUCAUAGUAUGUGUACAAUACAAUCUCUAAACGAUUUAUCUCAAAGAGAUUCUAAGGCAAACAUUAUUUUGUUAUGGUUUGUGUGUAAAAGAAGAUUUUAAUCUCAUAAAAAAAAAGUGUCUAAAUUAAUUAAACGUAUAUACAUAAAUGUGUGGUAGGGGGUUGAAGAAACAAUCUAGCGCAUUGUGCCUUGACGUAUACUCCGAUUUACAAGCAUUUAGUGAUAUCGAUAGUAAUCACACCUGUUGUGCGAUCCUGUAGCGAGAUAUCUGAAUUCCCCGUAUGGACAUUCCAAAUUUUUAUAAAGUUAGAUUUAAAAGAACAGAAGAUUUAUGCUCGAGCUUUAAAAUCGAGGACCCGCCACUUUGAUUUAUAUGCCGACACGCUUAAUGGCCUUGUACUUCUCUUCCUUUAUCGAGAUUAAACAUAUAUAUACAUGUAUAAUAUAUAUCUUCUGCGUGAGAGAUUUUUGGAAUAUGUUCGAGAAUCUUCCACUUUCACACUGUCACUUGGUCUGGAAAACCUGCUACAAGAAUACAUCUGUUCAUUUUAUUUAUUUAAGCAUAAGCGUAUUAUAUCUUUGAAAUGCGCAAGAAAGGAUGUACAUUGCAAUAAAAUAAAAAAAAAUUAAGUUUUAA